UUGCAAAUAGCGUUCACUGCACAUCUCAACCCCUUCAGAUGCGCCUUAUCCUCUCUAUCCAUCGCCGCCGCAGCCGUCCCCUUUGUUCUUCUCCUCCUUCUCCGCCGCCUACAAGCUAGUCGGUCAUAAAAUUACCAAAAUGCCCCGUCGGCAAUUGCUCCUUUUCCCCCUCCCCUUCCAGGGCCACAUCAACCCCAUGUUCGAGCUCGCUGCGCUCCUCCACUCCCGCAGUGGCUGCAGCGGCGGCGGAGGAGGCGGAGGCGAUGGGGUCGACUUCUCUAUCACCAUACUCCACACAACAACACACCCCAUAACUUCCCCCAUGCAUCCAUCCUACCGCUACGUGUCCUUGGCGCCCGUCGACGACGAACUUUCGAAUAGCAACUGCGACCGCGAGCUCCCCCCGAUCGUCGAAGACGUCGUGCUGCACAUCUUCCACCUCAAUGCGCGAUUCGAAGCAUCGUUCCGGGACCGGGUGGCGGCGAUGCUGGAGGACGCCGAAGAGGAGCCGGUUGCGUGCGUGAUCGCCGAUGCGCACUGGUUCGCGGUGCACGCGGCGGCGAGGCGGCUCGGCGUCCCCAGCGUGGCGCUGCGGACCGGAAGCGCCGCGAGCUUCUGUAGCUUCAUGGCGUACCCGCUUCUCAUGCAGAAGGGGUAUAUUCCGGUCAAAGAAUCUGAAUUAAACGAGGCAGUGGAGGAGGUGCCCCCCAUGCGGGUCCGAGACCUGCCCCGCGUGGACCAGAGCGACCCGGUCGCGGUCGCGGAGCUGCUAGCCAAAGUCGUCGCCGGAGUCCGAAACUCCUCGGGCCUCAUCCUCAACGCCGCCGAAUUAAUGGAAUCCGCUGAGGUCGACAAAAUCCGGCGCGAACUUGCCCAUAUUCAGGUCUUUGCCAUCGGCCCCCUCCACAAGUUCACACCCCUCGCCGCGCAGCCCAACCAGCUUCCCCCCGACCGCACCUGCCUCGCUUGGCUCGACGCGCAGCCCGCGGCCUCUGUCCUGUACGUCAGCUUCGGGAGCGUGGCCUCGCUUCCCGAGAAGCACUUCGUCGAAACGGCGUUCGGGCUCGCGCUCAGCGGCCGCGCUUUCCUGUGGGUGGUUCGCCCCGGCUCGGUCCGUGGGCCCCGCGGGGCGGCGGUCGAAACUAAGUUGCCGGAAGGGUUCGAGGAGACAACGCGUGGCAGGGGAAGGGUGGUGGAGUGGGCCCCGCAGCAGGAGGUGCUGCGGCACCGCGCGGUGGGCGCGUUCUGGACGCACUGCGGCUGGAACUCGACUCUGGAAGCGAUCUCCGAGGGGGUGCCGCUGAUCUGCGCGCCGCAGUUCGGGGACCAGAUGGGGAACGCGCGGUACGCGACGCGCGUCUGGGGAAUCGCGGCGGAGGUGGAGGGGGAGCUCUGGGAGCGGGGGAGAAUCGCUGCGGUGAUUAAGGCUGUGAUGGAGGGGAGAGAGGGGGAGGAGAUGCGAGAGAGGGCGAGGGAGUUGAAGCAGAAAUUAUCGGCGAGCGUGAGUAGAGGGGGGUCUUCUCAUGCGGGCGCAGAAAGAUUGGUGGAAUAUUUGAAAAGUUUGUAAAACAUCAAGCGCGUUGGUCGCCGCACCUAAUGUUUCAAAAAAAUUGGCGUCUAAUCGAGUUUGGUUCAGUCAAUUAGACCUGGAUAUGGUUAAUCAGUUUGGAACAAUCAAGUCAGAUUCGAUAGGAAUUGGGUUUUGCCUUGUUGUAGUCGAAUUGACGGAGCACGCAUCAAGUCCUACUGAUUAAUUAGAUCGAGCCUAAAUUCAGCUCGUGGGUCGGGUUCAACCUACAUGUUAUUCAGGUUUUGCGUAAUUUUCAUGUCUUAAUUAAUUAUAGCUACUGAUGCAUUGGGUAAUUGAAGUUACAAUGGUUUAGUCGUGUCAA
Ananas comosus (pineapple) is the source of this 1892-nucleotide messenger RNA. RefSeq names its product DIMBOA UDP-glucosyltransferase BX8-like. Gene Ontology annotation, molecular function: UDP-glycosyltransferase activity. The coding region runs from base 140 to 1567 and encodes 475 amino acids. The record is from RefSeq and is a predicted model, not a curated record. Lineage: Eukaryota; Viridiplantae; Streptophyta; Magnoliopsida; Poales; Bromeliaceae. The transcript is spliced from 2 exons.